Messenger RNA from Eremothecium cymbalariae DBVPG#7215, 3195 nucleotides. RefSeq names its product Rgt1p (gene RGT1). Gene Ontology annotation, molecular function: DNA-binding transcription factor activity, RNA polymerase II-specific; zinc ion binding. Gene Ontology annotation, cellular component: nucleus. The record is from RefSeq and is a predicted model, not a curated record. Bases 1 to 3195 code for a protein of 1064 amino acids. The transcript has a single exon. Lineage: Eukaryota; Fungi; Ascomycota; Saccharomycetes; Saccharomycetales; Saccharomycetaceae.
AUGAACGCAGUGGCAGCUUCAGGACCGACAGCAUUAGCAGGUGUGCAGUCGUCGUCGUCGUUGAAGACGACGACGAGCACGACAAGUACAACGACUAGGACGGGGACGGAUUCUGGGACGGGGACGAUGGCGGAAGUCUCUCGAAAUUCACGUAAUUCGUCGAUAGAGGAGCAUGCAGUUCGGCGAGGCUCUGUGGAAAGUAAUUCAAGCGAGAGCAAGCGUAGGACCAAAGUGUCUAGGGCAUGUGAUCAAUGUCGUCGUAAGAAGAUUAAAUGUGAAUAUCGAGAAGAUUCUCAGUCAUGUACGGGGUGUAAUAAGAACAAUGAGAAAUGCGCGUUUGAAAGAGUUCCAUUGAAACGAGGUCCGUCCAAAGGUUAUACUCGGACGAGUAGUAUCUUGCAAGAGCGACACAAUUCUCGGAAGCGACGUGCUAGUGAUGAAUAUUUAACUUUGCAGUCGGGUAAUGGACAUGAGCAGCAGCAACACCCCAGGCAGCCACUUUUAGCGCGCGAAGAUGUAGCUCACCCGACUAGUAGCACUCCUGUUGCGCUCCCACCACUGCAUUAUUACUUACCGAUGAAUAAUACUCAGCAGCAUUCGCUCUUGCAAUCUCCACUUCCGGUUCCCCAGACUUCCGCACAGUCAUCUCCGCAGCGGUUUCCGCCAAUGCAACAGCAGUUUUGGAAGGUGCCGUAUUAUGAGCACCAAUUCCAGAGGCGAUCAUCUUUAGAUUCUGUUCACAGCGAGCCGCCUGCUAAACCGGGUCAGAACGAGCAGUACACUCCAUCUACAGCUUCCUCCUCAUCUCGGGGACUCCAGCCGAUACAGGACUACUUUUUGCAACAUGAUCAAGCCCCAGAACUGCCUGAUGAACGGGAGCGUUCAUCUAGUAUUCCAUCGCUAAUUGUGCGGUCAAACCCAAUAUCUCAUUCUUAUCAUCAGGCACCUCCACCGCAGUAUCCUUAUUCACAAUUUGCUAUGGCGUCCAAUGGAUCUAAUACCCAUCCAGUAACUACUGUAAUAUCUCAACAGCAGCACCAGCACCAGCACCAGCACCAGCACCAGCACCAGCAACGCCAACACCAGAAUCUAUCAUUCCAGCACUCACAUAGCAACUUUCGCGAUACUGUCUCUCCGGGUUCAACCCCUGGGUAUUCUCCCAGGCUUGAAGCUCAGUCCACAGGAGGCUCGAUCUCCACUACUACUGGCGCACCAGUGACAGCAGAGGCUGUACCAACUGGUGUAAAGACAUUUUCAGGACAAUAUAAGAAUCCUUCAGAACAUUCACAAAGCAACAUAAAUAUUGUCGAUUGCGAUUCGAAACCCAGUAUUAAGUCAUCAGGCCAGGCGCUUACAACUGGAAAUUCUGCUGCAACCCAUCCUGCAGGAACCGUAGUCAUAUAUGGGAGGAUCCCAGAUGUGGAGCUAAUCGAUACAUAUUAUGAGUACAUGCAUGUCAAUUACCCCAUAUUACCCAUUAAUAAACAGAUAUUAACCAAUGAGAUUUUAAUGGUCAAUACGCAACCGAUAUCCGAAGUCCAUGAGUUGAACAAUUACGUUUUACACUGGUUCAGGGCUUCCUUGGAACUUUUGAUCCGCAUUUCUGCUGAAAAGACACCAGCUGAUUCUCUUUCCUUUUCAUUGCAGCCUAACGUGACAGCCAAGAGCGAUCCAAUAAUGGGUGGAACAUUCAAUAGCAAUGAAGUUGAGGAUAAAGAGGAUCCUCUCUUUGUGCAGUCCAUAUUUAUAUCUGCAUUGAACGAGUGCUUUCAGAAGAUAGUUGAUGUACAUCCCAAGGUAAGAGAAUAUAAGGAAUCCAUUUCACCGAAGGUUACUACCAUCUAUCUAAGCACUUUCAUAAUUUUGAAUUACAUCCUUGCAUUGGUAGGCUACGAUAACUCAUUUGUGUUAGGGAUGUCUGUCACGAUCUUUAACGAAUUCAAGCUUUUUAAGCUGCUAAUGUUACAUGAUGAUACUACCGUCCCUUCGCCUAGUGGGUCCGUGAACCAAUCUAAGUCAGCAGAUGGUUACGAACAUAUAGCUGAAGAAAAUAACUAUCUCGGCUUUGAACUAUUGUAUAAAAGAUUGUACUACAGUCUUGUUGUAUUCGAUUCGCUUCAGGGUUGUUGUUUUGGCGUUCCAAAGCUCAUUUCUGUUCCAAUUGCCCAUUUAACUGAAUCUUUGUUUCGACCUAAAGAAUCUGUAAAGAACGACAAAUGGGCUAUAGAGAGCGAUGAAGACAAAUUAGAAGUCAUAAUGUCGAACCUGAGAUUAGGCGCUCUAAUAACCGAAUUAUGUGAGACAAGAAAACUCAUGACUUCUCUUCAAUCGCUUCAUCAUACAAACAAAACAGAAAGUAAUCAAAACUCUGUUAUAAGGAGCUUCCAAACUCCCCGGGAGUUCCGUAGUGCCUUUCUAGAUGAUGACACAACUAUUGCUGGUCUAUUCUAUCAAUUUCUCUGGUCCAAACGACAGCUGAUUGACGAGCUCUUAUCCAUUCCAUUGGGCACUGUCAGGAAGCCCAGUUGCGAAAAGGGAUUACACCAGGAAGAUCCAGAAGGUCGGCAUGGGGAGCAAACAAAACAAAGGGCCGCUUCAGAUGCUUCCAAGUUUGAACACAAAGAAAUAUGCUCACCACCAGAGAUGACUACUGAAUUAUGUGCCCGUCUCACGAAAACCAUUUGCCGCCUAACUGCCAAGGCUCACUUACUAUUGCACCUUAUAACAGAGUUAAACCCAACAAACUGCGUAAUUCCACGGGCACAGACCCCUAGUGCCUACAGCACUGUCUUCCUACUCACAAAGGGUACAAUUUCGCCGUUCGUAAUCGCCAUCUAUCGUGACUUAUUCAAUGUAAUAGAAUUAACCAAAAACAUCCCCACCUCUCUAAUCGGCUACAUAAUGGGCACCGGCACCCAGGACCAUUCCACCCAAGAACUAGUUGUUUCACUAUCCCGGUGCAUGAGCAACAUGAUCCAAAUACAAAGCGUUGCUCAUUCCCCUAGACCCUUCAAGAUAUUCAACCAUGAUCUUCGCCGUAAAACAAAUCAAUUGCUUCCCUCUGCUCCGUUUUGGAACAUGGCACGCUUCUACAGUUACGAUUUCCAACCAACAACCCCUCAAGAGGUCAUGAUUCAACAAUUUAUAGAUAUCGCAUGGGGUUUGCUAGAAGAUGAAGAACUGGGCUGGUUCUGA